GAGCUCGUUUCCAAGUCCUCCGCGUGGGAAAUAACUGUGGGGCCUGGGGUCAGUGAAACUGUGAUUGGGUCUAGGAGUGUUUCAAGUGCUGGUAUAGUGUCGACGACCCUGAUCAAAUUUCGAGCGCGCCCUCGGUGGCAAUUUUCCCAAACCCGCCAGCUUUGUUUGACCCCAUUGCUCAACCUACGCUCAUCAGCAGUGACAAGGAGAGCGAACUCAACCUGCAGUGGAGAAUGCAUCUUUCCCCAGUUACUGCGCACGCUUCGCAUCUCACCCACCAAUGCUGUACAGCUCCUCGCUUCUCGCCUCGCCUCUGUUUCCCUUACCUCCUAGCUGCCUCGUUUCGCGGCAGCUCGUCGCGUGUGUUAUUCGGCCGCAUUUUCUCUCAGCGCUGCAGUUCCUCCUAGCAUAACUGCCAGUUAGGUGUGACGACGACAACUGCCUAGGCGUCCUGUAGAAGUAUCUCGUCGUACCCUAAGGAAUCCGCUGAUAUCAUAACCUCGUUAAGGAGUGUCUCGAUACCCUCCCUGGGUCAGAUCCCCAUGGGUCUGGCAGACAAACCCCCCAACGUCCGCCUAGACCCUUCCCCCGACCACCCGCCGCCAUCCGAGCAUUCCCCCGCCGCUUCCCCUUCCGCCAACCCGUCCCCCACUUUCCGCCGCCCAGCCUCUGCGACGGGCCGUGGGGUGGGCAUCGUUCCGCUGCCCAAGUUCCCCUCGCGUCUGGACCGCACUCCUGGGGAUGCGUCGGGCGCAAGCCGCCAUCUCAACCGAACGCACUCCGCGCCGCCGCAGGAGCUGGCGGAAACACGCGUGGCGCAGCCGCUCGAGUCCCCCACUGCGCCUUCCCUGCGCUCCCCGUCCUCCUCCUCCGCUGGCCUCAAGCCGCCCCCGGGGGCGGCAUUUCGCCCGCGCAAGGAGAAGGGGUCGAUGCGGCCGCAGCGCACGAGCUCGGGGGGCAACGCGGUGAUGCGCAUGGCGAAGAUCGCGGAGGACCUGGAUUCCGGCAACGCCACUCGGUGCUCAUCAGCCCCCAUUGCCCCCUCCUCCCCUGAUGCCUCCGCGCCCGUCGCUGCGCCACCUUCCAGCUCCGCCCACCCAGCUGCCCUGCCCGCCCCCCUCCAUAAUGGCGCCCUGCCUGCUGGCGCCGAUAGAAGGGGCGGUGGGGGGAGGGAGGCGGGGAAGGAACGGGGGGAGGGGGAAGAGGAGGGGGAGGAGACAGGGUCGCCGCCGCGAAUGGAUGUUCUGCUGAGGAGAUUCGAGGAAGGCACACAGCAGCUGGGCAUCCUCCUCUGGGGCAACGAGUUCUCCCCCCUUGCGGACAUGCAUCCCCCUUCCCCUCCCCCCAAGGCCGCCACCCCCGCAGCGCCGUCCCCCAAGCAGCGCUCGCCCGUGUUCCCCUCGUCCUCCAGCGUCGCGUCCCCGCCUCCCAAGUCCCUCCUCCCUGCCGCCGACACCUCGGGCACGCGGACGGCCAUCCGCCUGCGCUUUGCUGGGGACAGGGCGCGCGAGGGCGCAGGGCUGCUGUUUCCGGGCAGGGCGAGCCGGCGCACGCUGUCCAGCAGCAGCGACGCCUCCUCCUGCUCCCUGCUCACCACUGUCUCCGUCUCCUCCGCCCCCCUCGUCCACUCCUCCCCCUCCGCCCCGGUGCUUGAGUCGCCUUCGGGGGAGCGCGCGCCUGGCGGCCCGCGGCACACGCACACAGGGUCGCGCGCGUCCAUCGCGAACUCACUGUUCGACGACCCGAUGCUGGACGCCAUCUACGCCGACGAGGACGGCAUCGAGGAUGACGCGGACGAGGGGGAUGAGGGCGAGAGGUCGGAGGAGGGGUGGGUGACGAGGGGGGACAGCAUUGCGGAGAGCAGGACGAGCUCCAUCCACCUGGGCAGCGGGCGCCUGGGUAGCAUGCGCUAUGGGGAGGGCGCGGAGGAGGAGUGGGGGGGCGAGGUGGAGCGCGAGGCGAUCAAGAUGAGGGCGCUGGUGAAGCAGAUAGCGGACAGGGGCGGGCUGGAGGACUGCCUCGCCAGCUAUGCCGGCAUGCGCAUGGAGGUGGUGCGGCAGGCGGUGAAGGACGCGAAUGUGCGCCUGGCAGUCAGUGCGGGCGCGCUGGAGGGGCAGGCGUGGGGCGCCGUGGAACCCAUGUUCAAGACGUGGCUCUCGCAGGCCCAUGCGCUGGCGCUGGUGCUGGUGCAGCGGGAGCGCGCGCUGCUGGCGGCCAUCUUCAAGGACAUCCCCUCCUUUGCGCUCUCUGCCCCCCCCGGCCCUGCGCGCCCUACCCUGGCGCGCCUGCCGUCGCUGGCGGCGAAGCUGCCGACGCCGACGGCGCUGCUGGCGGACAUCGUGGUGGAGGCAGGGCUGCUCACGGCGCUCUUCCACCUGCGUGCCAGCGCCACCGCGCUGCUGCACACCGCGCCCGCGCCUGAGAAGAUCUUCGUGCUGCUCGACAUGUACUGGCUGCUGCGCUCCACCGUCGACAACAUGAACGAGGUGGCGCCAGCGAGUCUAUCGGACGCAUGGGGUGCGCUGCCUGGGAGGGCGGCCGGGGCGGCAACGAGGAGUCUGGAGGAGCUGCACUGCAUGCUGGAGCAGGGCGCCAAGCCGCCGCCCUCCACGCCCAAGAAGUCCCUCGGCUCCAGACUGCGCCUGCCUCGUCCCGGGCGCAAGAAAGCGCAGGGGGCAGCGGCGGGGGAGGGGGCUCCGAGCAGUGUGGCGGUGCACCCUGUGACGAGCUACGUGGUCAACUACCUCCGACAGUUCCAGGACAGGUCGCAUGCGGGCAGCUACGGGUGCAUCUUGGAGGAGGCGCUGCGGGAGUUUGAGGCGGGGGCGAGUGUGGAGCACGAGACGGGGCGUCUGCUGGAGGGCGUGCGGGCCAACAUGGAGGUCAAGGGGCUGGCGUGUCCCUCCGACCUCAUGCGUGCCAUCUUCCUCAUCAACAACCUCCACUACCUCGCCUCCUUCGCGGAGAAGCAGCAGCACCCGUGUGCCGCGUCCUUGCAUGCAGCGCUGGAGAAGCACUGCGACACCUUUGAGAGCCUUGCGCUCAAGAGGAUUCUGGACGCACUGGGGCCGGGCGAUAGCAGCAGCAUCGAUGACAAUGAAGUGAUUAAGAGGCUGCGAGUGUUCAACGUGGCGUUUGAGGAGCUGGCCCUGGAGCAGAAGGACUGGAGCUUCACCAACGACGAGUGCCGCCGCAACAUGCGCCAGCGCCUUUCCUCCACCGUGCGAACCACCUACGCCAAGUUCCUCCUGCCCCACAGGGAGGAUCUGUGCACGAUGCCGACGUACCACUGGGCGCCAGACGGCGUGGAGCGCCUCAUGCAGAAGUCGUUCCUCUUCAACAGUUCGCUGCUGCCCUUCGCCUCCUCCGUGUAGCGCACGCCGUCACCGCAUACCCACGCCCAUGGCGUGCGCUGUACGGUCGGGCACAGCAUGGCAGCAGCACAGGUGUGUUGCGGGGAGCAACCAGACUGUGAGGCAGUCAGCAGCUGCUCUCGUGAGCCCGGGGAGAGUGCGAGGAAUAGCACAGGGGUGGGCGUUUGGGUUGCAGCAUCCAAUGGCUGUUGGAUGGGUAUUGUGCUGCGAGAGGACACUCCUCCACAGGCAGCCGUAGCAGUAGCCUGCUCUGCAGCACAGCACUGAUUUGCUCCAAGACGAGAAUUAUGCUGAUGGAGGUGCACCUUCCAUGGGGAGACAUUUAGGACAACCACUGUCAAAACACAUUGUUAACUGCUUGCUCCCAGAACAUUCUAGAGUGCAGGUGUAGCCUUGUAACGAUAAUAGACAUGAGAUGGGAGCGGAGGAAGAAGUACAACAAAAGUACAAAGGCAAC
Closterium sp. NIES-67 is the source of this 3831-nucleotide messenger RNA. The record is from the annotation of a GenBank genome assembly. Lineage: Eukaryota; Viridiplantae; Streptophyta; Zygnematophyceae; Desmidiales; Closteriaceae.